This is a messenger RNA of Caenorhabditis elegans, 648 nucleotides long. It is a transcript of the gene F49F1.10, whose product is annotated as Galectin. NCBI's taxonomy places the organism in Eukaryota, Metazoa, Nematoda, Chromadorea, Rhabditida, Rhabditidae. The record is from RefSeq and is marked reviewed. The coding region runs from base 1 to 648 and encodes 215 amino acids. The transcript has 2 exons. Gene Ontology annotation, molecular function: carbohydrate binding.
AUGAGGCUUUUACAUGUUCUUCUGCUAUUCACCUUUUUGGUAGUGGUUUCUGGAAUUUUAUUUGACAACGGUGGAAGAUCCCAUGGCUUUGGAUCCUCCUCUGAUUCCUCCGAUGAUUACAGUGGCCGACGUGGUGGUGGGCGGCAUAGGCCUCCAAGACCUCCACGGCCUUCAAAACCUGUAACAACACCUAAGCCACGAGACGACUGGAUAACGAUCAAUGGGCCGUUUACAACCACUCUACCAAUUCCUGGAGGAUAUUGGGAUACUGGGAAGAUCAUGCGUAUUUAUGGUAUACCUGGAAGUGGAAGAUGGACCAUCAACCUGGCAAAAUCAAAAGUUUGGGUGUUUCACUUUGCGGUAGAGCCUAGCAAGGGACUUGUAGCCAGAACCCGACAUUUGAAUGGAAAGUGGCAAGUCGGUGAAACAUAUGGUGGAAACCCAUUUCGAGCUAAUGCCGCCUUUAAUGUUACUAUGGUCAAUCAGCCAACGCAUAUCGAGAUUCAUGUCAAUGGUGCAUUCUUUGUAAAUUUCAAUCAUCGAGUUUCCAAUCCAUCCAGAGACUAUCUAUCGAUUUCCAAUUCGUUUCUAUCUCGAAAGUGGAGUUUUCACGAUAACUUUAAUAAAGAAUUCUGUUGCAUUUGGUAG